AGAGCAGCCUAGAGAGAAGGACGACAACAGGCUGAAGAUAAAUCUAUAUCCACUCACUCUCUGUUACAUCAAAACAAAUACGAUAAUUAAAUGCAAAAUAAUUUCUGGUUCGCUUGAGAUAGAUAGUAUAGUAGAAAAUGCAGCGGUCUAUAGAAUUUCUAGACAAAAGUUGCAGAAAACUUUUAGUUCCAUAGAUUCUCAAAAGAGGGUACACCAUGUAGUAGAAGCUCAAACUUUUCCUUGAGAAAAUUUUGGGCUUUCACCAUUUGAAAAAUUGCAGGCGCAAUGUCUUUCUCUAGGCCUUGCUCUUCAGCGGAGCCCUCAGCUAGUUUCGAUGUCGACAAAAUGUUUGACGUUUUCCUGAGCUUUCGGGGCCCCGACACCCGCCAAAUGUUCGCGAGAUCACUGUACGCUGCUCUUUGUCGAGAACGAAUUCUGACAUUCUUAGACCAAGAAAUCUUAGAAAAGGGCGACCAUAUCCCUACAGGUUUGAGUCGAGGGAUCACAGAAAGUAGGAUCUGCAUUCCUAUUUUCUCGAUAAGAUUUGCCGAGUCGAAAUGGUGCUUGAGGGAAGUAUCGCUGAUGGUUAAAUCUGGGGUUAAAAUCUGUCCCGUGUUUUAUCGCGUUUCGCCUGUGGAUCUUCACUGUCCGGAUGGAAGUAAAUAUGCACAGGACCUCAAGAGCCAUGAAAGAGAGCCGAUCCUUGAAUACAAGGAGGCAUUAGAUACCGUUGCUAAUAUACCUGGUUGGUGCUCCAGUGAUUAUUCCGGUGACAACGAUUUGAUUCAAGAUGUUGUGAUCGAAAUUCGAAAAAUCUUACAUUCAAACAGUCCCCUGGAUGUUUUGGAUGUUCCAGAAUGUUUUGGUUUGGACAGAUCCGUGGAGCAUGUCAAGAGAUUGCUAAAGGCAGCUCAUCCUCAGCAGAAGAAGGUUAAAUUGGGUAUAUGUGGCAUGAGUGGUAUAGGUAAAACUACUCUGGGCAAGGUUGUUUGCAAAGAACUGUUCUCAAAAUUUGAAGUGUUUUCUUUUGUUCUUAGUGUGGGACAAAGAUGUCAAGAGGCGGAUGGGCUUGUAAAGCUGCAGACCCAGAUGCUCAAAGAUGUGUCAUACUUCAGAGGUGAAGUGGGUCAUGUUGAUCAGGGAAAGGGUCUGUUACAAGAAUGUCUCAGGGGUAAGAGAGUUCUCCUCCUCCUCGAUGACAUUCAAAGUCCUGAACAGCUUGAUGCUCUUGGAGGUAAUUGCAGUGACUUUGGGGCAGGCAGCCGUGUCAUCAUUACAUCGCAGGAUAAACAAAUUCUGAAGGUGGCUAAAGUUGAUGAAGUGUACAAGGUAAGGAGUCUUCCUUCCCAACAUGCCUUGCGGUUGUUUAAGUUCCACGCAUUUCCCGAUUCCUACCGUCCAGAUCAAGAACUGGAAACACUAUGUAAUGAUAUUGUUGCCGCCUGUGGAGGCCUUCCUCUUGCCCUUCAAAUCUUUGCGAAACUCCUGGUUGGUAAAGAGGAUAGAAAUUUAUGGAAGGAAAUGGUAGGAAAGUUAAGGUCCGAGCCUAAUAUGCAAAAGAAACUUAAAGUCUCCUAUGAUGCUCUUGAUCCCAAUGAAAAGGAAAUGUUUCAAGAUAUUGCUUGUUUUUUGACAUGGAAGAAGAAAGAAAUAGCUAUGAUCUUUUGGGCAGAGCCAAUUCGAAGUCCUCAUGCAUGUCUUAGAAGUCUUUUCCAAAAGUCCUUCGUAGACUUUGGCCCUAGCAACGAAUUGAUGAUGCAUCGGUGCCUCCGAGAUUUGGGAAGAAGUAUAGCUAAAGAGACCCCUGAACGCAGAAGACUAUUCGACGAGGAAGAUGUGACCGAUGUUUUAUGCCGGCUCGGGGAAAAAGCCAAGCAUGUGCGUUAUCUUUCGAACAAGCCCAAGAAGCCCACGACACUGAAGGCAGAAAUGCUCCAGUCACUGUACAACUUGCGGCUGCUUUGGCUUACAGAUGUUGCCAUAGAAGGACACUUUCCUGAGGAAUCUUCCUUGGAGGACUUGAGUUGGCUAAGAUUGAGAAGAUAUUCAUCAAAUCGGCUACCACGAGGAAUGAACUUGCAGAACCUUGUCAUUCUGGAAGUGACCAACAGCCAGAUCACCCAUCUGUGGGAUGAAACAGAAGAAAAUCCAACCAUGAGACCUGGGAAACUGAAAGUGCUUGUUUUGAGUGGAUGCGCAUCCUUGGUGAGCCUGCCUGAUACCAUGGGAAGCUGGACUAGCUUAGUUUCUCUUGACAUGGAGGGAUGCUCUGUUUUUUCUUUGCCUCAAGAUUUUGGGGGGCUUCUAAAUCUGCAGGAGCUGAAUCUCUCAUGCUGUCAGCAUCUAUCUAAACUUCCCACUAGCUUUGGGAAUUUGAGUCGGUUGCAAAAACUAGAAAUUCGCCACAAUUCUAAGCUUACUGAGCUACCCGAAGGCUUUGGUGGCCUGAAAAGUCUAGCUUUUCUCGAAAUGGAAGGAUGCUCUGUUUCUUCUUUGCCUCAAGAUAUUGGCAAUCUUUGCGAAUCUGGAGGAGCUGAAUCUCUCAUGCUGUGAACAUCUUUCCAAACUUCCAGCUAGUUUUGGGAACUUGACUCGGCUAGAAAGACUAGAAAUUCACCACAGUUCUAGGCUUACUGAGCUACCCAACAGCUUUGGGGCCUGAAAACUUUGACUUAUCUGGAUGUGAGCUAUUGUCGGCUGUUUGAUAAUGGAAUGCCAGCCGCAAUAUCCGAAUUGUCUUCACUAAAAGUCUUACAUCUAGAGGGUAAUGGAAUCCACCAUCUCCCUGGCGGCUUUGAAAAUUUAAGGCAACUUGAGGAGCUGCAUCUGGACGACUGCAGUGAGCUCUCCGUACUGUCGGCGCUCCCGUCAUCACUGAAAAUUCUUUCCGCCAGCAACUGUAUGAGUUUGCACACAUUCUCCUGCCUUCCGGGAUUGCCAAGCCUGCUGACCUUAGACCUUAGUAAUUCCUGCAAGCUCACCCACUUCCGUGGCCUCCAUUCAUUACAGAAAUUAACCACGCUUAAUCUGGUGGGCUGCAACAAUAUCUCAGAUUGUGAUACCCUCGUAAGCUCCUUGUCUGGUCUUACAGCCCUUGAGUCCAUUUAUUUUGGAGGGUCCCGCGUCUCAUCAGCUCAAUUGAAUAGAUUAUAUGAUGCUUUCAAGGUUUGCCCUUUCAGCGAAAAUUGUUUCAUUGAUAAUCCAGACACUACUGCAAAUUGGCUGCAUGGGGAGGCAGUUGGAAAGUAUGACUAUGAGUAUGAAAACAAUUGUACAGAUGACUGCGUAGAUGAGAAUAAAAAGUAUUGUGCAGGAUAUAUUGCCUGUUUACUCUCCUCAGGUCAGGUCCAUAAGGACUGUGAGGCAAACCCACUUAUUUAUAGGUUGAGUUACACGAUUCAUAGGGAUGAGAAUUCACGUCAAUGUCCAGUGAAGCAUCAAAGCUCAACUACAGUUGUUGGGGACUUUUUGGAAGUUCGUCUUGUACGAGCAAAUGAAAGUUCAGACUUUCCUUGGUUGAAGAGAGGUAAUAAACUGAAGGUGAAUGCAAUGUCUGAUUAUGAGAAUUGGAAGGCCUCUUAUAAAUAUUUAAUGCAUAACACCUGUUCUGCUUCUGCAAACUCCGAAGAAGACAAGAUUCCCAAAAUGAUCACUUUUGUUAUGUAAAACGAAUGACAUUGACAGGACUCCAUUAAAAAAGGUACAGGUAAAAUAUCAUCUGCAUUGCCAUACAAUUGCUUAUUCCAUUUUACCGGGGUGCACGACUGAAGUGACUGUAUAUUUCUGAACUUUGUUUAUGUAUAUACUGAGUUUAAAUGAGCUCAUGUUUUUUGUUUUUGUUUU
This is a messenger RNA of Cryptomeria japonica (Japanese cedar), 3843 nucleotides long. RefSeq names its product disease resistance protein Roq1. Gene Ontology annotation, molecular function: ADP binding; ATP hydrolysis activity; protein binding. The transcript has 5 exons. Gene Ontology annotation, biological process: signal transduction; defense response. Bases 286 to 2553 code for a protein of 755 amino acids. Lineage: Eukaryota; Viridiplantae; Streptophyta; Pinopsida; Cupressales; Cupressaceae. The record is from RefSeq and is a predicted model, not a curated record.